Molecule: messenger RNA, 1203 nt
Organism: Cyclocybe aegerita
Lineage: Eukaryota; Fungi; Basidiomycota; Agaricomycetes; Agaricales; Hemipholiotaceae
Source: the annotation of a GenBank genome assembly
AUGUCUCAUGAUGAAACUCUCGCUAUACUUCGCAAUAUCCCUUGGAAUAUCCCUGCAUUCGAGGUGACUGUCCUCUCCCAGUUGCUGACGGCUGAUACCCCUAUAAAACCUUCUAAGCUGACGCAUCUCUUUCCCCUCAACGCCCAGAUCGACUAUCCGAAUGCCAUAGUCGAAUCGCUGAAGGACAAUACACCACCCAGCACUACGGUAGUGUCUAUCACUCGCGAGUUUCGAGAAACCCAAGCAAAAGCUGUCGCCGCCACUGAAGACGAGAUUGCGUCGCUCGAUGCCCAGAUUCUCGCUCUCCGGACGCGAAGGGCUGAGCUCAUCAAGAAGGCAUCACCGGAGUGGAUGAAGCUGAACGCCUGUGAUGCGGUCCUUUCGGUAAUUCGUCGUCUCCCUAUGGAAAUCGUCCAAGAAAUAGCGCUGCACGCACGUCCCCUUCAACCGUGGCCGACGCGCCGGGACUCGCCUAUGUCCCUCUCCCACGUCUGCAAAGAUUGGAGGAAUGCGGCUCUAUCCAUGCCUCAAUUGUGGUCCGAGAUGUACCUAGAGGUCGACGUCAACUACAAUGCACUUCAACGAAUUCUCUCCGUUAACGAGUGGUUCCCAAGGGCAAAAAGCUGUCCUUUGUCACUUCAUCUUUACAUCAACGACGAUGGAGCAGUGAACGACCACGACAUGCAGCAUUUCGUGCACGCACUUUGGCCGAUGCUUCAAAAUGUCCACAAACUGAGCAUUGGGGCUUAUUGGAUCUUCGAUUACCUACCUUUUUUUGGCGGCAAGCUUCCAAACCUCGAAGUUCUGACGCUCAAAUGCAUGGCACCGGAUGAUCAAGAGACAGAACUUUUUAUGGACGACGAGCCCGCAGCCCUUUUCAGAUUUUUAAGGUUCGCCGAAAAGCUUCGCCACUUGGUGCUUGAUCGACCUAUCCCUGGCGCGGGCCUCAUAUUAGCGGCAUUCUCUUGGUCUACGUUGACCUCCCUGACCAUGAAGCAAGAAAUGGCUCUGACGGCGUGGAGGAAUCUGAUCUUCAUAUGUCAAGCGCUCAAGACGGCCUCCUUCUACCUCUCAGAAGACGACCCCGUCGACCAAAACGGACAGAUUGUUUCUCAUAGCGCCCUUGAAGAACUUAGCCUCGCCAUCGUCGACGGCGAGAUGAAACUUCGACUUCGCCUACGUUUGCUUCUUCCCAAAUCUUAA